Molecule: messenger RNA, 1116 nt
Organism: Ostreobium quekettii
Lineage: Eukaryota; Viridiplantae; Chlorophyta; Ulvophyceae; Bryopsidales; Ostreobiaceae
Source: the annotation of a GenBank genome assembly
AUGGUUGGACUGGCAGCAACUCUGCUGACUUACACACUGAGUUUUGCUGAGGCCUUCGCAUCAUUCAGUGCUGAAGUUCCAUGGCUGAUUGCAAUUGCGAUGUUUUUGGCACAGGCGAUACGAAAGACAGGCCUGGGCAAGCGAUUAUCCUAUUUAUUCAUUUCCUUCUUUGGAUCCAGCACUCUGGGCAUGACUUACAGCUUGGUUUUCAGUGAGUUCCUUCUGUCGCCAAUGAUUCCAAGUGUGGCCGCCCGUUCUGGCGGCAUUGUCCUUCCCCUGGUGAGGUCCAUGUCUGAGGCCUGUGGCUCUCAGCCAAAUGAUGGCACUGCCAGGAAGCUGGGUGCUUACCUCAUGGCCACCUGCUUUCACACUUCUGCAGUCAGCAGCGCUAUGUUCCUCACCGCCAACCACCCCAACCCACUGAGUGCCCAGCUUGCCGCUGCCACCAUCGACAAGGCACGCAGUGACCUCAAGGCCCUGGGCAAGCCGCAAUAUGGAGAAGGCAUGACACUGUUUGCGAUGGCUGUCACGAUCGCCCUGUGGAUUGGUGCAGAGCACUUCCACUAUGGAGUAGUGACUGCCGCUCUGGCAGGACUCAGCAUCCUGCUGGUGUCAAAAGUUAUCACUUGGGAGGAGUGUCUGGGCUACCAAUCAGCCUGGAACACCAUGACCUGGUUUGCCGUGCUGAUCGCCAUGGCUACUCAGCUGAAAAAGCUCGGCGUCAUUGGGGUCUUCUCCAGUGAGGUGGCCACUGCUGUCUCCACGCUUGGCUGGGGCUGGCAGCCCUCCUUUGUCAUCCUGGUGCUGGUGUACUUCUACUCCCACUACUUCUUUGCAAGCAACAUCGCCCACGUCAGCGCAAUGUACUCCGCAUUCCUUGCCGUGGCCAUUGCCACGGGCGCACCCCCCAUGUUUGCCGCCCUUGUGUUCGCCUUCUUUUCAAACAUUCAGGGCACGCUCACCCAAUACGGGAUGUCCCAUGCCCCCAUGUACUUUGGCCAAGAUUACGUGCCUCUGGAACGCUGGCUGCUGCUGGGCUUCCUGGUGAGCGUCGUCAACAUAACGGUGUGGCUCACCGUCGGCGGCUUUUGGUGGAAAUUCCUGGGCCUGUGGUGA